This is a messenger RNA of Vidua chalybeata, 1769 nucleotides long. It is a transcript of the gene SFRP2, whose product is annotated as secreted frizzled related protein 2. Gene Ontology annotation, biological process: negative regulation of canonical Wnt signaling pathway; canonical Wnt signaling pathway; non-canonical Wnt signaling pathway. Gene Ontology annotation, molecular function: Wnt-protein binding. The transcript has 3 exons. Bases 133 to 1011 code for a protein of 292 amino acids. Lineage: Eukaryota; Metazoa; Chordata; Aves; Passeriformes; Viduidae. The record is from RefSeq and is a predicted model, not a curated record.
UCCCCGCCUGGCAGCAGGAGUCCGGGCUGGGGGACGCUGCCUGCGGCUGAGGUAGCGUCGCGCCGCCCGCCCCGUCACCCCGGCCCCCCGAGCCUUUCGCCAGCCCCCCCUCCACCUCCUCCGCGCCCCAAAAUGCAGCGCCGCCUCUGCGCCCUGCUCCUGCUGGCGUCCCAGUGCAUGGGCUCGGCCGCCGGGCUCUUCCCCUUCGGGGAGCCCGACUUCUCCUACAAGCGCUCCAACUGCAAGCCCAUCCCCGCCCCGAUGCUGCUGUGCCGGGGCAUCGAGUACCAGAGCAUGCGGCUGCCCAACCUGCUGGGGCAUGAGACGGUGCAGGAAGUGCUAGAGCAGGCAUCCACCUGGAUCCCUCUGGUGCAGAAGCAGUGCCACCCGGACACCAGGAAGUUCCUCUGCUCCCUCUUUGCCCCCGUCUGCAUCGACGACCUGGACGAGAUCAUCCAGCCCUGCCACUCGCUCUGCGAGGAGGUGAAGGAGAGCUGCGCCCCGGUGAUGUCCGCUUUCGGCUUCCCCUGGCCCGACAUGCUGGACUGCAGCCGCUUCCCCAAGGACAACGACCUCUGCAUCCCGCUGGCCAGCAGUGACCACAUCCUCCCCGUCACCAGGGAAGCACCCAAGGUCUGUGAUGCCUGCAAAAAUAAAAAUGAAGAUGAUAAUGACAUCGUGGAAAACCUCUGCAAAAACGACUUUGCCUUGAAGAUAAAAGUGAAGGAGAUUGCCUACAUCAAUGGGGAUACCAAGAUCACCCCUGAAACAAAGAGCAAAACCAUCUACAAGCUGAAUGGGCUGACAGAAAGAGAUCUGAGGAAGAUAGUGCUCUGGCUCAAAGGUGGCCUCCAGUGUACCUGCGAUGAAAUGAACGACAUCAACGUCCCCUACUUGGUGAUGGGGCAGAAGCAAGCUGGGGAACUCGUGAUUACCUCGCUGAAGCGGUGGCAGAAAGGGCAGCGGGCUUUCAAGCGGUUCUCCCGCAGCAUCCGCAAACUGCAGUGUUAGUGGCUUUGGUUCUGGCUGUCCUCCAGCAGCCACCCCUGUCCCAAGCUCUCUGGGCCUCCAGCUCCUUCCUGCUUUGGCCCCUGUGAGCCUUGAGAUGCCGUGGGCACGAGACACAGUGACCGCUGUCAGAGAGGGGAAGAACCCCUCCGUUUUUGUACAUAGGUUAAAAUGUAAUAAAAAAAAAAAAAAGACUAUUUUUGGGAAGUAUUAAAGUAUCUCGCUUAAAGCUUGGGGUUUUUUUAUGGUUGCAAACGUGACUUUGGUCUGAGGUCUUUCCCUCUUCGUUUCGGUAAUGCAGGUUCAUUUAUAUUGCUGCUUCUCUGUAUGCGUGCAUGUUUGUUGUGCCACAGCAGGAGACGCAGAGAAAGCCAAGCGUGCGGCUGGCCUGUCACCGCGGGCACGGCGCUUCCGCUGAGGUGACACAGCUUCCCAUCGAUAUUAACGCUAUAAAGGUCACAUUACGACUCUUGCAUGUGAUACAUAGGCACCAGUAAGAGUAUAUUAACCAUUCUCACAUUUUAUUUUCAACAAGUCUGAGCCCUUCUCUCUCAGAAAAAAAAAAAAAUAACAAGUUUUGGAGCUGGUUGAUCUGAAUGCAACUUUUUUUUUUAUUAUUUUGCAAAUUAAACCAUCUGUAGCUUAACUGUAAUAUACCUAGUGGUUAAUCUGAAAGAGUUGUAAAAUAUUGCUUUAAUUAACUUUGUAAAUACUCCAGAUAAAUGUUAUAUUCUUGUAUAUAAACUUUACAUCAUAGUUUA